CUGCACUGCAGGUUUUCUAUCACUGUGGAAGGAAGAGAGACUUUUGUUUGUUUUGGGUCAGUUGAUGACAGAUAGAGGCAUUUCAGUUUGCAUUUGAGCUUAUCUCUAGCUUAAACCAUGGGACUUUCUCUAUGUGUGGUGCUACUAUGGCUGCUGUUUAUUGGAGAGCUUCAGGCAAGCAUUAAAUCUUCCUACCAUGGCUUUGAGCCUGUUAUUUGGGACAUGAGCUACCAGCCCCAGGCUCCCAGCUACCAGCCCCAGGCUCCCAGCUACCAGCUCCAGGCGGCCAGCUACCGGCCGCAGCCCGUGCCCCAGGCGGCCAGCUACCGGCCGCAGCCCGUGCCCCAGGCGGCCAGCUACCGGCCGCAGCCCGUGCCCCAGGCGGCCAGCUACCGGCCGCAGCCCGUGCCCCAGGCGCCCAGCUACCGGCCGCAGCCCAAGCCCCCGGCGCCCAGCUACCAGCAGCAGCCCAAUCCCCAAGGUUCCUACCAUGGCUUUGAGCCUGUUAUUUGGGACAUGAGCUACCAGCCCCAGGCGGCCAGCUACAAGCCGCAGCCCAAGCCCCAGGCGGCCAGCUACAAGCCGCAGCCCAAGCCCCAGGCGGCCAGCUACAAGCCGCAGCCCAAGCCCCAGGCGGCCAGCUACAAGCCGCAGCCCAAGCCCCAGGCGGCCAGCUACCAGCCGCAGCCCAAGCCCCAAGGUACAUCCUUGAAUGGAUCGUCCUACGAUGGCUUUGAGCCUGUUAUUUGGGACAUGAGCUACCAGCCCCCGGCGCCCAGCUACCAGCAGCAGCCCAAGCCCCCGGCGCCCAGCUACCAGCAGCAGCCCAAUCCCCAAGGUUCCUACCAUGGCUUUGAGCCUGUUAUUUGGGACAUGAGCUACCAGCCCCAGGCGGCCAGCUACAAGCCGCAGCCCAAGCCCCAGGCGGCCAGCUACAAGCCGCAGCCCAAGCCCCAGGCGGCCAGCUACAAGCCGCAGCCCAAGCCCCAGGCGGCCAGCUACAAGCCGCAGCCCAAGCCCCAGGCGGCCAGCUACAAGCCGCAGCCCAAGCCCCAGGCGGCCAGCUACAAGCCGCAGCCCAAGCCCCAGGCGGCCAGCUACAAGCCCCAGGCGGCCAGCUACAAGCCCCAGGCGGCCAGCUACAAGCCCCAGGCGGCCAGCUACAAGCCCCAGGUGGCCAGCUACCAGCCGCGCAGCAAUUUUGGCUCUCGUCUUCCUGCCCAGACAGAGAGUGCACCCAGCAAAGAGGAUUCAAUGGGGUGGGUUUACAUAACAGUGUAAAUUUUUAUUUUAUUUUUUCUUGUAGUUGAUGCUUAAUUCUCAUGGCAUUGUGAUUUUGACUCUUAGAAUGAGUGGCACCCAUCUCAACAAUGGAAGAUUUAGCUACAAUGCCAAUUAGCGCACAAGGUAUAGACUGAAGGUUAAGUGUAGUUGUACCUAUGUAAGGGAUAACAUCAUAAUUGUUAUGCCUCUUCAUUAUGCUUACUGCCACUUAAGGCUAAACCCACUAAUUACCACUGACUAAUCUUGUCUCAUUAUUUCAGAUGAUCUCAGUAGUGUUUCAACUUGUGUGCCUUGCUUCGUUUAUGCUUGUACCAUGAGUCUUCAGAUAAAUAAAAUGCAUUUUGUACUACA
Siniperca chuatsi (mandarin fish) is the source of this 1635-nucleotide messenger RNA. Its product is annotated as extensin-like. The record is from RefSeq and is a predicted model, not a curated record. The transcript is spliced from 7 exons. Bases 118 to 1281 code for a protein of 387 amino acids. Lineage: Eukaryota; Metazoa; Chordata; Actinopteri; Centrarchiformes; Sinipercidae.